Hemisphaericaspora subhashii is the source of this 1428-nucleotide messenger RNA. RefSeq lists its product as uncharacterized. Lineage: Eukaryota; Fungi; Ascomycota; Pichiomycetes; Serinales; Debaryomycetaceae. The record is from RefSeq and is a predicted model, not a curated record. The transcript has a single exon. The coding region runs from base 1 to 1428 and encodes 475 amino acids. Gene Ontology annotation, biological process: tRNA processing. Gene Ontology annotation, molecular function: ligase activity, forming carbon-nitrogen bonds; ATP binding.
AUGUUAUUAACCUGGCUAUUGUCACAAUAUACAUCAUCUAAUAAGAAUAGCAAAGAUUCAACUGAAAUAUAUGCGAUAACUAUAGAUCACAAAUAUAGACCGGAAUCUACCGAGGAAGCAUCCAGAAUAAGUUCCAUUGUCAAACCAUGGGGUAUUAAUCAUGUAAUACGAAGUUUGGAUUAUGAUGUUGAAGAUGUGAAACAAAUUGGUAAUUUUGAAGAAGUGGCAAGAAUGAAACGAUAUGAUGAAUUCAGAAAUGUAUGUCAUUUAUAUGGUAUUCCGGCAUUAUUCAUUGGUCACCAUGCUGACGAUCAAUUGGAAACUUUUAUUCAACGAUUACAAGGAAAUAGUUCAAUAUAUGGUUUAGCUGGAACGAGAAAGAUUUCUAGACUUCCUGUAGCUGAUUUACCACCUUCAGCCAAGCAUGAUCCCGUGUAUGUUUUCAGACCUUUUUGGAAUUUUGAGAAACAAGAAAUUGUGAAUACAUGUAAACAGAACAAUAUUCAAUAUUUUGAUGAUCCAACUAAUCAAGAUAUAAAUCUAACUAGAAGGAAUUAUUUGCGUCAUUUGAUAAACGAAGUAAUUCCUGAACGAAUUCAAUCACAAGGAGGAGACAAACAAUCUCCAUAUUAUUGCAUACAUAAAUCCAACCUUAAGCAGACCCACCAUUUAACCUACGAAUUAGCAGAAUCAUUUGAAGAAAAAGCAUAUGAAUUGAAUGUUCUUUUGCAAAGCAAGAACCAAAUAGUUACAAACCCUCCAUUUGCGUCAUUAAAGGUAACAAUCCCUCGAUGUUUAUUCAUAAAUCCUAAUGAAAUAGUCUUGGCGAGGUUCUUUUAUCAAAUAUUAUACCCAUUUUCGUCAUCAAAGCAUUAUCAUUGGGCAUACGCAAAAUUAGAAAGACAGUUCCUACCAAAAGUAAUUUCCUACUUACAGAAGAAUGAAUCCGGUACUUUAAAGUUAACAAUCAUGAACUGUUGUAUUGAAAUCACAAAUAAUGUUCACACAUCAGAUAUACCCAUGUACAUAUAUCGCUGUCCAAUCACAACGAAAGAGAUUGAGUCCAUUUGCUAUACAAUAGACUUAUCAGCCGAUCAAUGGAGUGAUUGGAAAUUGUUUGAUAGAAGGGUUUGGCUCAGGUUCAAAAACCAAUCGUUAGAUCAAUCAAUCAAGAUUAUCCCAUACUUGAAUAAAAAGCACAAGCCAAUACUAUCGAAAGAUAUAAAACCCCAAAUUACUCAAGCUUGUAAUUCAUUACCUUGUGUGUUAGAUAUUGCCAAGCAGGAAAUCAUCGCUUUUCCCACUUUGAACAUUGGAAACACAAUUGAACUGGAAUGGUCUUUGAAAGAUAACAAAUAUGAAUAUUGUAGAUAUAAGAAGUUGGCAAAGAAGAACAGAGAGAUGGAGAGCUCAAAUAAUUUCAUGUAA